This is a messenger RNA of Plasmodium vivax (malaria parasite P. vivax), 5745 nucleotides long. Its product is annotated as P-type ATPase, putative. Bases 1 to 5745 code for a protein of 1914 amino acids. NCBI's taxonomy places the organism in Eukaryota, Apicomplexa, Aconoidasida, Haemosporida, Plasmodiidae. Gene Ontology annotation, molecular function: ATP binding; P-type transmembrane transporter activity; ATP hydrolysis activity. The record is from RefSeq and is a predicted model, not a curated record. Gene Ontology annotation, cellular component: membrane. The transcript has 2 exons.
AUGGGCCGGGUUUGCAAAGCGGACAGCCUGCCAGUGACCUACCCCGAACUCACGUACAUCUGCUCCUUCUACCUCUUCCUGCUGAUAAGCUUCCUGGUAUGGUGUCUACGCAAAAAUAGAUUCAGAAGCAAAAUAAAUGAAAGGCACAAAUGGAAGAAUAGCGAGGCCCACGCAAAAAAUGAAAAGGUAGAAUUUUUUAACUACAUUUAUGAGGCGGGGGAAGAGGACGACUCGGAUGACAUUGUGGUUAGACAAGAAGGGUACCAAAAUAGCUUUGUCGGUUUCGCUCUGAAGAAUACCUCCAUCUUCCUAUACGUAUGCACCCAUGUGAUUAUCCUCUUUCUAAUUGCAAAUGAGUAUUGCAUUCACGAGGGGGGUGAAAUCUUGUGGAAUGACCGAGCCUUUGUUUUCUUCAUUUUUCUGCUCCUCUGCUUUUCCAUUACGUAUGGCAUUUUGACAGUGAGGAAGCACCUGCACAGCUUUUUUUUGAAACCCUCCCUCCUGAAAGAUAGUGAUUAUGUGUUGAUAUACACCAAGAGCGAUGAGUACGCCAAUACGUGUAAGACCUCCCUGAGGCGAAGUUUCUUUCAUGCCCUUAGUUGGGCUAGCAGAUGGUCUCACACGUUAAGAAGACGCUUCCGGCACUAUGUGAAUGUGUAUGUGCGCUACCAGGGGGUGAUAAAGCGCGCGCUCCUUUUGGAAAUUACCAAGUGGGGCUUCAUCCACAGGGGGGCAGAAUUUGGAAGCGCGCGCCCAGGCAACAGUGAGGAGGGGCGAAGCCACCACGGAAAGUAUGAAGACAUUUUGGAGGACCCGCGUUUGUUAGGCGGCCACGCGAGGAAGGGGGCCAGCAAAGCGGCGGGGAAAGCGUCAGGCAAAGCGAUCGGCAAAAUGGGCGGUAUAGUGCCCCCCCCGGUGGAGACCAAAGGGGCCGCCCCCCCGCUAACCGUGCACAAGGUAAAAGUGCAAACCAGCGAAAAGAACCUGCGCUACUUCUUCUUCAGAAGCAUGAAAUACGUCUACAACGAAGAGAAGGACGCCUUCCACAACAUCGCGCUCACCAUUGAGGAGAAGGUAAACAGCCUCGACUUCAAUUUCCUACUGAAGAAGGGGGGACUAAAUAACAGCGAAAUUGUUAACAACCUGAAUGACUACGGCUAUAACAAUAUACACCUCGAAUUUUGCUCCUUCUUUAAAAGCAUAAAAAGAGAGCUCCUGGAUGGGAUCUACAUGUUCCAGCUAUUCAUAACAUAUAAAAAUUUUUUUUGGAAGGAGGUAAUAACUUCCCUCAUUUGGCUAGUCAUUUCAUUCCUAAGUGUUGUAAACAAAAUUAGGAAAAAUGAAAAAAAUAAAAAAGAAAUUUAUGAGAAUAUCCAAUCGAGCAACAACACCGUCGUGACGGUGUAUAGGAAUUCCAUCGUUCAACAUGUCCCCUCUAGUAACUUAACCAUAGGAGAUGUCAUCAUCAUCAAUUCUACGAUGACUAUGCCGUGUGAUUGUGUCCUUCUGACGGGGCAAGUGUUAGUAGAUGAAAGUUUGCUCACUGGGGAAUCCAGGCCUAUGAAAAAGACGUGCAUAUCAAAUUUGAGCUCCUUCAACUCCUUUGACAGUGGGAUCUACUCAUCGUCUAGUGAUUCCUUCCCUUUUGGGGAAACUCCCAAGGGGAAGAAGUCCCAAUGGAAGAACGCUUCCCCACAUGCAGCCAAUCCGUUAAGUGACCAAUUCAGGGGGAACACCAACCAUGAGAGAUACACCAAAGGGGAGUACUACCGAGCAAAGAGAAACUUCCACCACAACAAUAUUUUAUACUCUGGAACGGAUGUCAUUUCCACGAUGAACGCCACAGAGAGCAUCUACGCAGUGGUGAUCAGUGUCAGCAUAUACACCUACAAGGGGAAGUACAUGCAGAAUGUUCUCUUCCCAAAUCCACUCCUCUUCAAAUACGACUCCCAACUACCCAUCGUCUUUCUCUUUACCAUUCUCUUUUCCCUCAUAUGCAUGUAUUUCCAAAUACGUUCCCUGGGACUUAACAUGACCUCCAUUUUUUACACCAUCGGGACCAUGUCACAGAUACUACCUGUGUGGACCCCCGUUGUUCUAAACAUGGGGUUAAACAUAUCAACGAAUAGAUUGAAGGAGGAGAAAAACAUCCGGUGCAUUGCUCCAUCGAGAAUUCCCAUCUGCGGGAAAAUUAGGAUCUUUUUUUUCGACAAAACGGGGACUCUCACGGGGCACAAAAUUGAAUUUUCAGGCGUCCAUUUUAGCAACAACGUUUUGAAUGAACAGAAGGGGCAGCUGUGUGCACGGGAAAACCACAGCAAGAGCGUUUCAGACGAUACGUACGAUGUCAAGUAUGAGAGUUACUACCCCUCCAGUAAAGUCAACUUCAGUUCGGUUGGGAAGAGCGCUUCGCCUGGAAUGGAGGAUGCCCCUCGGGGGGGGAGCAGCGUCCCCCAUGGAGGGGCCUCCUCGGGUGGCGGCUCACAAAGCGAUCAAAAUGUUGUAGCGGUGAUGGAUCAUAUGAGCGGGGCACCCCACGCGGAUGGCGCGUCCGCGCGCUCGCUUUACUCGAGCGUCGACGAGGGGGUUGCUCCCGUGGUGGUUCCUUCGGGCCAGGCCGCGAACGGCGCGAGCAGCGCGAGCGGAAGAGAAAGCGGCCCGGUUGUAGGGGAUAACGACCCGGUUGAAGACAAAAUGGGGGUAUCUGGCGACGCCUGCCGCGCCGGGGAACCCCCCGACGGGGCAAACGCCAGCCAGCCCUCCAGCGGAGACAUCUUCCAAAGCUACGACGAAACGGAUGAGAAUAGGUACCCUGAAAAUCAGAGCAAGGAGGUCCCCAUUGGGGGAGAAGCGCAAACGGGAGGGCCCCCCCAUCAGGGGGACCCCAUCGGAGGAGCUAACCCUUCAACUUUGCCAAAUGGCGAGAAGGAAAACCCCAAUGAGGAAUCAUUUUUACGUGAAGCGGAGGAACAACACACCCUGGAGAGCAAAAGCUUUUCCAUCGAAAUGGACACAGAUGAGUCCCCCAAAAGGGCCAAGAAGCAGAGGGAAAGUACCCCCAUUGUGGGACGCGAAAAUGUUAGUCAAAAGUCAGCCGAGGAGGAAACUGAGCAGAUGGGAGAGGAACCCCCGAUGAGGAGCUGCCACUUCAACGAGUCAAACUCGUCCAUGAAUUCUAUCACGUCACUGCUUUACAACAGCAAAUUGAUGUGGGCAAAUAAAGCCACGCUGAAAAAUACCCCUCCAAAUUAUCACCUCCUUGUGUACGCCCUCGCCGGCUGUGCCUGCGUCUACAGCGACACCCUCACUGAGAAUGUAUACGGCCACGAAAUAGACAAACGAUUAUUCGAAGCCACCGAAAUGAAAAUAAGCAACUACAUUAACAAAUACAACAUGAAUGUGAAGAAGGUCUCCCUAAAAAUCAAUUACACAUUUAAACAUUUUGAUAUUCUUAAAACAUUCGAAUUUGACUACUUCACAAAAAUCUCGACGACGCUAGCGUAUGGCUACUUUAACUUGGGGGAAAAAAAUUUCGUCGUUUUUUCGAAAGGCUCUUUUGAUAAAAUUUACAGAAAAUGCAUCAAAAAUGAAGAAGUGCAUUUUUUUAAAAAGAAAGAACAAGAAUAUAGCAAAAAUGGGUUCUACGUAAUUGGGCUAGCCUUUCGAAUCAUAGGCGGCAUGUCCUUUGAGGAAAUACUACAGCUGCCAAGGGAGGAGUUAGAAAAGGACAUGAGCUUCUUAUCGCUCAUCAUGUUUAGCAAUUACAUUAAGAAGGAUGCCGGGUUGGUUAUUCAAACUCUGAAGGGCUCCUCCAUCAGGCCAGUCAUCCUUACCGGCGAUAAUGCCUACAACUGCCUCUACGUGGGGAACAAAAUUGGCCUCUUCAACAGCAUUAACUUUUACGAGUCCUUCCUCUCCAUCAGCAUGAACGGGAAGGAGCACUCCAACGAUAAUUCGAACUCCAACGCGAACGCGAGCUCCAACUCAGCGGAGGGGAUACUAAACGAGCGAGAGAACCUGUUCCUCUCCACCGAGACGAAAUUUUUGUCAUUUGAAAAUUUUAUCAAGUCGAACGCACAAGGAGGGGGCGAAGACGCAUCCGAGCAAAGGGGGAGGGAAGUGACUCCUCCUGUAGUGGGAACGCACGAGAAAGGGGAGGAAGUGGGGACCCCCCAAAAUAGCCGCCUCCCCAGGGGGGCGUCCUCCAAGAUCUACCGCGAUAUGGACGAGGACUACGCGGGGGGAGAAACCACAGCGCUGCUCCAUGGCGGGCAAAGGCCUUCCCAGGGGGGCGCGCCAAACGGACACCCCGCCUCGAACGGUGGCAGCCGCUUCCCCGUGGAGGAGGCCCCCUUCCUCGAGGCAGUCAGCCAAGUGAACCCCCCUCACAGCAAAAACUCGUGCUACACAAACGAGCAAAACGAACAGCGAAGCGAAAAUGUUAUUGUCUACGGGUACAUGCAAGAACCCCCCACCGACCUCGUAUUCGUCAACAUACAAAAUGAUAAAAGGGUUAAUUCGCAAGAGGUGCUCUUUGGAAAUGCCUACAAAGAAAUCAUCCUAACGGGAGAAGCAUACACUUACAUACGGCACACCAUUUUUGACAUUUCAAAUGAAGAGGAGGAUAUCCCUUCCUAUGGUAACGUCGAAAGGUUGGAAGGCUACAAGAACUUCCUCCUACGUGUACGCAUCUUCUCCCGAUUAACCCCAAACAACAAAAUAGAGGUGAUAAAAGAUUUCAUCAAAUACGACUACAUCUCUGGCAUGUGUGGGGAUGGAAGCAACGACUGUGGAGCUUUAAAAAUUUCUCAUGCAGGGUUGGCCCUAUCAGAUGCAGACACGUCCGUUGUGUCCCCAUUUAGUAGCAAAAAUGAUAAUAUAAAAAGCGUCAUCGAUGUGUUGAGGGAAGGAAGAGCCUGUCUAGUCACCUCUAUCAACUGCUAUAAGUAUAUGCUGCUUUACGGCUUCAUGAUUUCCGUUGUGAAAAUUGUCCUCUUUAUGAAUGCCCACGCGGUUAUGUCCGAAUAUGGCUACCUCUUCUUCGACAAUGUCAUUCUACUAUUGCUGGCGAAAUCUAUGACUCUCUCCAGACCAGCUAGGAAAUUAAAAACACAGACGCCCACCUCAAGUAUCAUUGGUGCUCAGACUAUCAUCUCUUUACUCUCCAAUUUGGUUGUUAAUUUUUUUUUCCUUUACAUAAUCAUGCUACAGUUUUUUUAUGUAUACGAUUUACCGUCGUCGUAUGAGAUGAACAGCUCUGCGCCCAAGUCUUCCUGGUGGCUCAUGAGCGAUAACUACGAGAGCUUUUUGGCCUGCGUGUGGUUUUGCUUCCAAAUUGUGAACAGCGCCUUCAUCUUCACCUUCGGCGGCAAGUACCGCAAGCCCAUCUUCUCCAACUACACCUUCAUGGGGUACUACUGCCUCAUCAACAGCUUCCUGCUCUACCUGACGGUCGGAGGGCCCAACCGACUCACGUGCCUCUUCCGAAUGAACUGCAACGACGAAGUUUCCAGAGCAACCAAAUUCAAAGUUCUAGACCUAUUCUCCUACUCAGCCAGCGGCCUAAGUUUCUACGGCCCAAACGGAAACAACAUCCUCACCACGGGCCACAAGCUGAAGUUCCUUUUUCUAAAUCUUCUAAACAUAGCCGCCAACAUUUGCAUAUCAAAAUACGUUUUGUGCGAGCCGCUGUACAACAUGGUUAGGCGGUUCUUCAACUUCCAGAAUAGGAAGGUCCCCGUGUAG